AUGAUGUCGCAGCAGUCGAUGGACCGCUGUGAGGUUUCAGAGAACUGCCACCAUCAUGGCCCCGGGGCCCAGGGGAGCCAGCGGCGCCUGGUCAGUGGACUCCUUCUCUGGGUCUGUCUCCUCACCGUCAGCCACGUGGUCUCCAUCUCCCUGCUCAUCAUCACCAGGCCACACGUACCAGUAAGACUGCUAACCUGCAUAGACACACACACACACACUUACACAUACUCACUCUCUGGUGUUAACUAUUUAAUGCUGUUGCUAGUCAGUGAGGUUAUCACCUAUGCAUUUAUUGACAGUUGUAAAUUAGCUGAGAGUUGACAGUGAGAAGUUUGUCAUGUGCAGUUAUACUAGAUUUUUUAUUGACAAAGAGCCCCUGACCAUCACGACUUAGGGAGGGACAUAGUUAGUGAAAUCAAGUUGAAUUAAAUCUGAGAUAUGUACUGUAGCUCACUGUGUAAAUAUAAGAUGAGAUCAUGAAGUUGGAUCAAUGUGUGUAAAUAGAGCGGUGUAUUGUAGCUGUGGUAACACCUGCCUGUUGCACCUGUUGAGUACAAGUCUCUGAAGUGGUUUCAGUAGCAUCACAGCUGGUGGGGGAAACGCAUCACUAUGUGUGGUUUAGUACUGGUGACAUCAGAACCCUGUUCUCCAAUAUGAAAGGGCUGGGUGUGUGCUACUGAAUUAUCACUGUGUGUAUCUCAUUAACACUGUUUCAUAUAGCCUAGAGUAGCACUGAAUACAAAUGUUUUGCUCAGACAAAAUGUUGUUACUUACAACAUAGUUACUGAUUGGAAAUAUCAUGACGAUUGUCAUCUCUCCCUCCCCCAGCCUCUGUCAGAAAUAGUUUCAGCUCCAAAACCCACAGCAGACUCAUCUCCGGUAAGCUAACCACAAGAUGGGUUUAAACAUGUUUCCAACCUCAAAACAAGUUUUAACAAGUCGUAACAUGUCGUAACAUGUCCCAUGCAAACAUUUUGUUCAUUUUUGCCUCCUCCAAGACAGAGAGUAGUCAUAACAUAAUCAUGAUAUUCUUGGCCUGCCAAUGAUGACAGGAUAUACAAUAGAUCAGGGUUUCCCAAACUCGGUCCUGGGGCCUCCCAGGGGUGCACAUUUGGCUUUUGCCGUAGCACUACAUUACUGUAGUGCUGUAGUGCUGUAGUGCUGUAGUGCUAGGGCAAAAACCAAAAACAUGCACCCCUGGGAGGCCCCAGGACCGAGUUGGCAAACCCUGCAUUAGAUCAUUUUGAAUAGAAUCCUAACACUUGAAUGCAUCUUGGAAGGGACCUGAGCCUAGGCUAAGUCAUACCUCGUCAGUCCUGCUUUCUCUGUCUGACUCAUCAUCCUCCAGGCUCUCAGACAGUACAGGACUCAACCACCAGCCUCACCGCACUGCAGGGAAGGGUGACAUGUCAUAACAUCAUAGCCUCAUGCAGGGAAAUGCCACUGUGCCACUUGUCUUCUCGACUUUCUCUUUUUUCAUGAUUUUUCUUCUCUGAAAUUUCAAUCUCUGUUUUACGAUCAUGAACGUGUGGCAUACCCCAUUAGUAAGUGUUAAUUGCGGCAACUAGUUCAAAUUCAUUCCUAAAUGUGGUAGUCAUGCAACAUCUAGCCCAAAUUUAGACACCUAUAUUAAUUAAAUCACCCAACCCGUUGCUGUACAUGUUUUAGCAGCAUGUGUCCGGUGUUGGAUGGUGUCCGUAAUCAUUUCUGAUGGAAACUUUGUUGUUUGCGUCACUGAGCAGUGCCCAAGAAAGUAUUACAGUGAGGGAAAAAAAGUAUUUGAUCCCCUGCUGAUUUUGUACGUUUGCCCACUGACAAAGACAUGAUCAGUCUAUAAUUUUAAUGGUAGGUUUAUUUGAACAGUGAGAGACAGAAUAACAACAACAAAAUCCAGAAAAAAGCAUGUCAAACAUUUUAUAAAUUGAUUUUGCAUUUUAAUGAGGGAAAUACGUAUUUGACCCCUCUGAAAAACAUGACUAAUACUUGGUGGCAAAACCCUUGUUGGCAAUCACAGAGGUCAGACGUUUCUUGUAGUUGGCCACCAGGUUUGCACACAUCUCAGGAGGGAUUUUGUCCCACUCCUUUUUGCAGAUCUUCUCCAAGUCAUUAAGGUUUCGAGGCUGACGUUUGGCAACUCGAACCUUCAGCUCCCUCCACAGAUGUUCUAUGGGAUUAAGGUCUGGAGACUGGCUAGGCCACUCCAGGACCUUAAUAUACUUCUUCUUGAGCCACUCCUUUGUUGACUUGGCCGUGUGUUUUGGGUCAUUGUCAUGCUGGAAUACCCAUCCACGACCCAUUUUCAAUGCCCUGGCUGAGGGAAGGAGGUUCUCACCCAAGAUUUGACGGUACAUGGCCCCGUCCAUCAUCCCUUUGAUGCGGUGAAGUUGUCCUGUCCCCUUAGCAGAAAAACACCACCAAAGCAUAAUGUUUCCACCUCCAUGUUUGACGGUGGGGAUGGUGUUCUUGGGGUCAUAGGCAGCAUUCCUCCUCCUCCAAACACGGCGAGUUGAGUUGAUGCCAAAGAGCUCGAUUUUGGUCUCAUCUGACCACAAAACUUUCACCCAGUUCUCCUCUGAAUCAUUCAGAUGUUCAUUGGCAAACUUCAGACGGGCCUGUAUAUGUGCUUUCUUGAGCAGGGUGACCUUGCGGGCGCUGCAGGAUUUCAGUCCUUCACAGCGUAGUGUGUUACCAAUUGUUUUCUUGGUGACUAUGGUCCCAGCUGCCUUGAGAUCAUUGACAAGAUCCUCCCGUGUAGUUCUGGGCUGAUUCCUCACUGUUCUCUUGAUCAUUGCAACUCCACAAGGUUAGAACUUGCAUGGAGCCCCAGGCUGAGGGAGAAUGACAGGACUUUUGUGUUUCUUCCAUUUGCGAAUAAUCGCACCAACUGUUGUCACCUUCUCACCAAGCUGCUUGGCGAUGGUCUUGUAGCCCAUUCCAGCCUUGUGUAGGUCUGCAAUCUUGUCCUUGACAUCAUUGGAGAGCACUUUGGUCUUGGCCAUGGUGGAGAGUUUGGAAUCUGAUUGAUUGAUUGCUUCUGUGGACAGGUGUUAUUUUAUACAGAUAACAAACUGAGAUUAGGAGCACUCCCUUUAAGAGUGUGCUCCUAAUCUCAGCUUGUUACCUGUAUAAAAGACACCUGGGAGCCAGAAAUCUUUCUGAUUGAGAGGGGGUCAAAUACUUAUUUCCCUCAUUAAAAUGCAAAUCAAUUAAUAACAUUUUUGACAAGCGUUUUUCUGGAUUUUUUUGUUGUUAUUCUGUCUCUCACUGUUCAAAUAAACCUACCAUUAAAAUUAUAGACUGAUCAUUUCUUUGUCAGUGGGCAAACGUACAAAAUCAGCAGGGGAUCAAAUACUUUUUUCCCUCACUGUAAAUCCAAUCGUUUGAUGCAAAUUUCCUAGCGACAAUAGUCAUUGCAGUGCUUCUGCCGUGAAGUCUUGGAGCCCAACAACUUCGCCUGCAGAUAUAAUGAUGUCCAGCUUCUUGGACUUCUUAGACACUUGUGCUGUACAAUUAAUCACUGUGGAUAUAAAUGCCACAAAAUCCACUUUCUUCACAAUGAGUGGAUCCAGAUCUCAACUCAAUUGACUUAAAACACUAGCAACUGGUUGCAAUGCAUACACCGCCAUAUCUUCAACACUGUUGCUUCUUUCUCCUUCGACUUUCUUCACCGCCUCCACAUAAGAGAUCUGCUGCACAGCCCUGAUCCUUGACACCUCGACCUCCUUCACCCUAACCUUGUGGUCCUCUGUAGCUCAAUUAGUAGAGCAUGGCGCUUGUAACGCCAGGGUAGUGGGUUCGAUCCCCGGGACCACCCAUACGUAAAAAUGUAUGCACACAUGACUGUAAGUCGCUUUGGAUAAAAGCGUCUGCUAAAUGGCAUAUUAUUAUAACAGGGCACUCAAGGAAGUCGGGAGAAUGAUCCCCACCACAGUUACAUUUUCCAUUGACAGAUUCUUCAAUAAUAUACUUCUCCCGUCUGCAAACAUUUGACACGUGACCAUAUCCUUUACAAUUCCCACACUAAUGCUUUGGACACAAAUGCUCUCAUCACAUACCUCACAUACUGUAUCCAAGCUUCACAUAUUCAAGUAGAGUUUCCUCAAACAACAAUCAUUUCGAUAGGCUUUUCUCCUUCCUUCCAUUUACCCUACGGGUCAGGCGACGUGCACUGACCACUCCUGGGAUUUUCUGACUAAGGUACUCGUCAUAUCCAGUACCAGUCAAAAGUUUGGACACACCUACUCAUUCAAGGGUUUUUCUUUAUUUUUUACUAUUUUCCACAAAUAUAUUUUAGAUUUUAGAUUCUUCAAAGUAGCCACCUUUGCCUUGAUGACAGCUUUGCACACUCUUGGCAUUCUCUCAACCAGCUUCACCUGGAAUGCUUUUCCAACAGUCUUGAAGGAGUUCCCACAUAUGCUGAGCACUUCUUGGCUGCUUUUCCUUCACUCUGCGGUCCAUCUCAUCCCAAACCAUCUCAAUUGGGUUGAGGUCGGGUGAUUGUGGAGGCCAGGUCAUCUGAUGCAACACUCCAUCACUCUCCUUCUUGGUCAAAUAGCCCUAACACAGCCUGGAGGUGUGUUGGAUCAUUGUCCUAUUGAAAAAAACAAAUGAUAGUCCCACUACGCGCAAACCAGAUGGGAUGGCAUAUCGCUGCAGAAUGCUGUGGUAGCCAUGCUGGUUAAGUAUGCCUUGAAUUCUAAAUAAAUCACAGACAGUGUCACCAGCAAAGCACCCCCACACCAUCACACCUCCUCCUUCAUGCUUCACGGUGGGAACCACACGUGCAGAGAAUAUCCGUUCACCUACUCUGCGACUCACAAAGACACAGCGGUUGGAAUCAAAAAUCUCACAUUUGAACUCAUCAGACCAAAGGACAUAUUUCCACCAGUCUAAUGUCAAUCGCUCGUGUUUCUUGGCCCAAGCAAGUCUCUUAUUCCUAUUGUUGUCCUUUAGUAGUGGUUUCUUUGCAGCAAUCGACCAUGAAGGCCUGAUUCACACAGUCUCCUCUGAACAGUUGAUGUUGAGAUGUGUCUGUUACUUGAACUCUGUGAAGCAUUUAUUUGGGCUGCAAUUUCAGAGGCUGGUAACUCUAAUGAACUUAUCCUCUGCAGCAGAGGUAACUCUGGGUCUUCCUUUCCUGUGGCAGUCCUCAUGAGAGCCAGGUUCAUCAUAGCGUUUGAUGGUUUUUGCAACUGCACUUGAAGAAACUUUCAAAGUUCUUGAAAUGUUCUGUAUUGACUGACCUUCAUGUCUUAAAGUAAUGAUGGACUGUCGCUUCUCUUUGCUUAUUUGAGCUGUUCUUGCCAUAAUAUGGACUUUUACCAAAUAGGGCUAUAUUCUAUAUACCAACCCUACCUUGUCACAACACAACUGAUUGGCUCAAACACAUUAAGAAGGAAAGAAAUUCCACAAAUUAACUUUUAACAGGGCACACCUGUUAAUUGAAAUGCAUUCCAGGUGACUACCUCAUGGAGCUGGUUGAGAGAAUGUCAAGAGUGUGCAAAGCUGUCAUCAAGGCAAAGGGUGGCUACUUUGAAGAAUCUCAAAUAUAAAAUAUAUUUUGAUUUGUUUAACACUUUUUUGGUUACUACAUGAUUCCAUAUGUGUUAUUUCAUAGUUUUGAUAUCUUCACUAUUAUUCUACAAUGUAGAAAAUAGUAAAAUAAAGAAAAACCCUUGAAUGAGUAGGUGUGUCCAAACUUUUGACUGGUACUGUAUAUCCAACGAGACUCCAGCUAUAACUCCUUUGUCAGGCGCCCUGCACCGAAGAUCAAUACAUGUUACUUCAGACGUGGCACGCUUCUUCUGUUCUUCAUCAACACAAUUAACCAAAACAAGGCCGCUUCUAGUCACCUUGAUUGAAUCCACCUUUCCCACUGCUUUCUUCACAGUCCUCGAUAUACAAAUGGAUUUCCCAAAUGAAUCUCCUUGUCCAAAAAACACAGUCUAAUAAGAAAUGCAUUAUGGGACCAAUCCUUGUCUUCUGCUACAACUUUUGCUAAUUUUGUUCCAUUCUUUGAUUUCACUAUUUUCCAUUCAUUAUCACACACUUCACUUGCUGCACUUUCAGAUUCAAGCACAGUCGCCAUUUCCUCCACUCAGGCCAUUUACCAUUGAAUCAUUUUUUGUCAGUUUCAGUCUCCCAUAGACACCAAUGCAAUGGUAUCUGGUCUGGUCUGGUCUGGUCUACUUAGUUCAUUGACUUUCAUUGCUCCAUGCACAACCCCAGCAAGUUGGGUGUUUCACUUCCUUUUCCGUCUCUGCAGCUACUGAGGGGUGCUUUUAUACCUUCCUGCCUGUGCUUCCCUAAAUAGGGUUCCCUGGGAAACAUCGACAACAGCUGUAGUUUGUACCCUGUCACAGAUAAACAGGAUAGUUUGAAGAUCAUACUUUGUUCCAGGGUUGGGGUCAAUUCUAUUUCAAUUCCAGUCAAUUUAGGAAGUACACUGAAAUUCCAAUUCCAGUUCCAAUUAUCUUCAAUGCUUUUCAAGGAGAAAAAUCACUUUCUGAAUUGACUGGAAUUUAAAUGGAAUUGACCACAACCCUGCUUUGUUCUAUUGUUAGGAUUUGAGUCGUGUUGCUGGGAUGCCCACCAUUACUUCAGUGAGUAGAAAGAUUAGUGACUAAUUAUGAAUUCUGUCUGUCUCCACAGAGCAUUCUCCUGGAGUCACCAAGAGUGCCAUGGCAAAUGCUCACCUUUGACGGUGAAAGUUCUUUGAACGUUCAGUCUCAUUGAGUUUUUAAAUGUAGUCACAAUUAAUUUAUAUUCCAACUCUUGCCACAUUACUAAUGCCAGUUUUCAACUUAUCAUCCACAGUCGAUGGGGUCUCAGGGGCGAAAAGUGUGAUCAAGUGGAAGACGCAGUCCAAGGCGAAGAAUGUUGCCUCCCUAAAUGGCGGAUCCCUGACCAUCAGCCAGGAUGGUUGUUACUUCCUGUACCUUCAGGUGACUCUGGAGACACUCAAGCCCCAGGAGGUGUCUGGACAGUACAUAGUGAGAGUGAACAAGACCAACGGAGUCCUGCUGGAGGGAAGGAUAACCAACACCUCCCUCAGCACAGGGUUCCUGGGCAAGGUUGUGGAUCUAGCAGCCUCUGACAUCCUCACAGUCACCGUCUCCCCUCAUGCCAGGAUCAACACCACCCACACCGCCACAUACCUGGGCAUCAUAGGGUCAAGAUGA
Molecule: messenger RNA, 7181 nt
Organism: Coregonus sp. 'balchen'
Lineage: Eukaryota; Metazoa; Chordata; Actinopteri; Salmoniformes; Salmonidae
Source: the annotation of a GenBank genome assembly